Messenger RNA from Myotis davidii, 1231 nucleotides. RefSeq names its product brain expressed, associated with NEDD4, 1 (gene BEAN1). The record is from RefSeq and is a predicted model, not a curated record. NCBI's taxonomy places the organism in Eukaryota, Metazoa, Chordata, Mammalia, Chiroptera, Vespertilionidae. The transcript has 7 exons. Bases 388 to 1101 code for a protein of 237 amino acids.
UGUACAUGCCUGCAGCGAGCGGCAGAAUCCUAGGAGGGUAUACUACUGAGACUCCGGCGCGGCGGCGGCAGCUGGUGUGACUCCGACAGUUUUCCACAGAAACGCCAUUGCCUUCCGACAGCGUCACCUAGCGGUGUGUGCGCCUGCGUGUCCAGGUGAAGAGUCAGAGCUGUGUGGGCGGAUUCUUUCACCCUUCUGCUCCAAGAUGGCUUUCAGAGAAUUCUGCCCCAGUGCACAAGUCAUCGGUGUACUGAACAAACUAAACUCACAGCUUCCUUGUUCAACAUCACAUUAUGAGAUUCACCCAUACCACUGAGCAUAACUGUGGACCAUUUAUUCUCAUCGCCAUAUAGUAUUCCAUUGUGCAAUAAUACAGAAGAUAAGAUUAUGGAACACUCCCUUGGAGUUCCUAAGAAGGAGGGCUUUACUACUUCACCUCCAAGAUUAAAAUUUUAUAACCAUGAAAGCCAAGGCUGGCACGGCAACCAUACCCACCAUUUCUAUGCUGAACUAGAGAACUUCGGGAAGGGAAAUGUGUAUUCGUCUUCUAUAAUGCUAGUAUGUGUAGUCUUAGGCCUGGUCAUCACCAUCUCCGGCGUCACCAUCAUCCUGGCCAAGAAGGCCUGGCGGCUCCAGCCCCGCCCGCCCCAUCGCCACUGCCGCCGCCGCUACUACCGGGGAGACGCCGAGGCUGACCAAGACUCCCAGGAGCACUCCUUCUGCCGCCGUGGGAUACACUGUGCCUGCAGCCUCAGGGGAUACCGGUUCAGCUCUCUGCACCGGCUGCACAUAGACGCUCCACCAAGCUACGAAGAGUGCAUGGGGCCGGGGGCCACCCAGCUGUACCCACCCACGGAGGCGCCCCCACCCUACUCGCUGACAGACACCGACAGUGGCCACAGCUCCGGCGGACACCAGCAGGCGCACACUGACCUCUUCACCGUCUCCAUGGAUGCCCUGCCCCCUUAUGAGGCUGUGUGUGGGCCUUGCCCUCCACCGAGCCUGCUGCCACUGCCAGGCUCAGAACCAGAGCCAAGCAGCCCCCAGGGCCCGCCGAGCCCAAAAGGAAGCCUGGCUUCCAGCCCAGAGAUGAUUGUGUGAAUGCCAGUCCCUAGGGGCUGAGAAAGACCUUUCGGGAACACAGGGAGCGCGUGCACGCACGCACGCACACACACACACACACACACACACACACACACACACUCAUGCACACAGAGACACACACAUACAC